This is a messenger RNA of Seriola aureovittata, 4489 nucleotides long. RefSeq names its product un-named sa1614. Gene Ontology annotation, cellular component: cytoplasm. The record is from RefSeq and is a predicted model, not a curated record. NCBI's taxonomy places the organism in Eukaryota, Metazoa, Chordata, Actinopteri, Carangiformes, Carangidae. Gene Ontology annotation, molecular function: protein binding; GTPase activator activity. Bases 15 to 3044 code for a protein of 1009 amino acids. Gene Ontology annotation, biological process: positive regulation of GTPase activity. The transcript is spliced from 29 exons.
GAUUGAGGAGCACCAUGCCGGAGUGUGUUUCAGUGUCAGACUUCGUGCAGGAGGUUCAGGAGGACUGGAGCUCCCCCACCACCUCCUCCUUCACCUCCAAGAUGAUCAGCUGCAGGAACACCGUCUACCUGCUGGAGGAGGUUUUGGACAGUGACCGACUGGUGUUGCAGAAGAUGAAGAAAGCUGCUAAAGCCAAAUACACAUCAGGACAAGACCACGUGUCUCACCUGGAGCAGUAUAUUAAUUCGAUGGAGAAGCUGUCGGUCAACUGUCACUCAAACGGAGAGACGGAGGUCGGCUCCGCCUUCUGUCGUCUGGCGGACUUUUCUAAAGAGCUCGUGUCUCCAAUGAAGAACCUGUUAAAGAGCAUGCUCCACAACAUCAACUUCUUCCUGGACUCUCUGGUUAAAGGAGACCUGAGGGAGGUGAAGGGGGAUCUGAAGAAGCCUUUCGACAGAGCAUGGAGGGACUAUGAGAGCAGAUUUAAGCAGGUGGAAAAGGAGAAGAGGGAGUUGGCUCGUCAGUACGGGAUGGUGAGGAGCGAGGUGAGCGGAGGAGAGAUCGCCGAGGAGCUGGAGAAGGAGAGACGCUCCUUCCAACUGAGCAUGUGUGAGUAUCUCAUUAAGGUCAACGAGAUUAAGACGAAGAGAGGAGUCGACCUGCUGCAGAACCUCAUCAAACACUACCACAGCCACAACAAUUUCCUGCAGGAGUGUGUUUCUACCACUCAGAGGUUGAAGCAGUACAUGGAGGAGCUGAACGGAGUCCUGACCACGGUGAAGCAGCGUCAGGAAGAGGAGAAGAAACAGCUGUGUACGCUCAGAGAUCAGCUGAGGCCGGUCGUCCACACAGAGCAGGACUCCCUCCCUAAGCAGGUGUACAGUAUGCAUCAGCUGCUGGGAGACAAACAGUACGGAACAGAAAGAUCAGGAUUCCUCUAUAAGAAGAGUGACGGGUUGAGGAAAAUGUGGCAGAAAAGGAAAUGUUCAGUUCACAACUGUUACCUGACCAUCGCACAUGCUACUCCCAAUAAACCUCCUACCAGACUCAACCUGCUCACCUGUCAGGUCAAACCCAGUGUGGAGGACAAGAAAUGCUUUGACCUCAUCUCUCAUAAUCGGACCUACCACUUCCUGGCUGAAGAUGAAGCUGAGUGUGUGGCCUGGAUCUCGGUGCUCAGUAACAGUAAGCAGGAGGCUCUGAGCAUGGCUCUGGAUGGGGGGAGGAGAGGGGGAGGAGGAGGGGAGAGCAGUGUGGAGGAUCUGACCCGGGCCAUCACGGAUGACAUCAGACGGAUGCCAGGAAACAACAGCUGCUGUGACUGUGGAGCUCCAGAUCCUGGAUGGCUCUCGACCAACCUGGGUGUCUUGACCUGUAUCGAGUGUUCAGGCAUCCACAGAGAGAUGGGGGUCCACGUCUCCAGGAUCCAGUCUCUGAGUCUGGACAGUCUGGGGACCUCAGACCUGCUGUUGGCCAGAAAUGUUGGUAACUCUGGGUUUAAUGAAAUACUGGAGGCGAACUUGCUGAGUCCGUCACUGAAGCCCUCCCAACACAGCCACAUGGCGGAACGUAAAGACUUCAUCCUGUCGAAGUAUCAGGACGUUCAUUUUGUCAGGCGGACUCACAGCUCGACUGUAGCGCUGCGGUUCGGCCUGCAGGAGGCGACCAAGAGCUGCGACAUCUACAGUCUGAUCCAGCUGUACGCUCAGAGGACGGAGCUGAGCCAGCCGCUGCACACACACAUACAGGAGAAAGGGGAAACCGCGCUCCAUCUAGCCGUCUUAUUGGCUGACAGAACAUCGUUGCACAUCCUGGACUUCCUGGCUCAGAACUGCUCCAAUGUUGACAUGCAGACGUCAGCGGGAAACACAGCGCUGCACUACAGCUGUCUGCACAACAAGAGUGACUGUGUCAAGCUGCUGCUGAGAGCCAGAGCCAACACACACAUCAAGAACGAGUUAGGAGAGAGCGCUCUGGACGUGAGCCGCAGGUUGAAGCACAGUCACUGCGAGGCGCUGCUGCAUCAGGCACAGUCCAACCAGUUUGACCAUCACGUCCAUGUGGAGUACGAGUGGAGGCUUCGUCAUGACGAUCUCUAUGACAGUGACGAUGACUUUGAUGACAGGAAUGGUCCAGUGAAGAAGGAGCGCACUUCCUCCUCCUCAUCCUCCUCCUUCACCUCCUCCUUCUCCUUCACCUCCCGUCCCUUCAGCUUCAGCCAGUCCAUGUCCUCCUCCGUCACCCCGCCUUCCUCUGCAGCAGCAGGAGGAGGUCUGCUCAGUGUGGGGAGGAGGCUCGCCAUGGCCAUGGAGCUCCACAGCCGGCCCACUGGUUCUGCUCCAAGCCCCCCUCCACCUCCCCCGUCCUCUCCUGCGCCCCCGCUGCCCCCAAGGGUCAAAGGUGAGUUCAGAGCUCCCAGUGUUCCUCCUCCUCCCCCUCCUGCUGGGGGAGAGGGAGUGGGUGGGGAGGAGGAGGAAGAGGGAGAGGUCUUCUUCCCCCUUACAGGAAACAGAAAGUCAACCCCUCCCCCUCCCAUCGCCGUCCGCCACAAGAGGAGCUGUUCUGAGUCCAGCAAGCAUGAUUACGGGUUGCCAACCAGUCCCAGAAUCUACAGCGGUCCAGACUCCUCCUUUAAGAAGUGUGUUCCAGCUUCUCCUCUCGGCUCGCUGACUGAACGACCAGACAGAGGUUUUCGGAGGGCGGACAGUGACGGUAGCUCCUCCCACUUCCUGCAGCCUGCCAGUAAAGCUCCGCCCAACGGGUCUCCCACGAAUCAUCGCUCUCAGAGCUUUGAGAGCGACAGCAGAGGCCCCGCCCCCCAGCCACUUCCUCGCAGAUCAUUGCCUCGAGGCACGACGAGUCGGCGGGUUCAGGCGCUGUAUGACUGCCAGGCCGACCACCACGAUGAGCUGAGCUUCUGUGAGGGACAGGUGCUGGUGGUCCUGGGACAGGAGGACUGUGAUUGGUGGCACGGUUACGUAGAGGACGAACCAGACCAGAGAGGUUUGUUUCCGUCUUCCUUCGUCCAGCUGCUCUCAGACUGACGUGAACCUGGACCAGGACAGGACCCAACCAGACCCUGGACCAGCACAGAUUCAAACCACAACAAAACCAGGAGAACCAAACCAGAACCAAACUGAAUCAGUACUGAGCAGCAGAAGCUGAACCUCUGAUCUUGGAUGGACCAGGUCAAGGAUCUGGUUCACAUGAUCACAGUCCAGCCACUGUUAUCAGCUGAGUUGUCACAGCAACUUAUGUUUUCUGUUACCAUGGAAAUGUUACAGAUGACCUUUCAGUGAAGAUUCUAGACCAGACUAGAUCUUUAUGUGGCUCGGGUCAUGUGGUAAUGUUGCUAUGGAUACGGCCUUGCACAGACUGAUCAGUGAUGAUUUAAGGUUGAUGACAAUAAUUUUAUUUAUUUAUUUAUUUAAAAUGAAAAGCACACAUCUAACGGCAAGACACUGAAACUACAAUCCACUGGACUUUUAUUUUGAAGUUCAUUUGAACUACAUUUUAUUUAUCUUAAUGUAUUUAAAGUUAUUGAUCCUGUGGCAAUGCCACCGUACAAGCCGCUUCUGCCCCAUUUCAGGCUUCUACUCCUGGAGGGGCAGGACCUGAGAGGGUGCGUCCUUUAAUGGACCAGAUCCGAUAAGUGACACUGAAGACCAAAGGACAAAAACCAGAUGUCUGCUCUAUAUUCAGGUCCAAUCAGCCUUUGGAUCAGGAUGCUACCUUGUUGACCCAUUAUCAUGGAUUUGAUCUGUAAACUUGGACUUCAGACGAGGUGGAGCCUGAAAUGAGACACAUCUGUUGCUUCCAGCUGCCUUCGAUGUCCCAAGAUAUCACAAUGCCUCAGUGAGUAGGUGCCACAGUGUAUUACUGCCACUAUUACAAAAAUGUUUGCUUUCUGAGCACAGAAAAAAAAAACAACUCCGUUAAACUAGUUACAAAUGUCAGUGAGAUUUUGAAUGAGUUUUUUUCUUUACUUUUGGAGCAGAACCGCUCUGGUGGCUCUGGGUUCACUUGGACUCACAUGAUCUAACGAGAUAGUGACGUUGUGUUGAUAACAAAAGUAAUUCAGUAUAAUGUAAGAAUGAUAAACAUGAAAAAUAUCUUGCUAUAACAAGAAAACUGAGCAGAUUUUUUUGUCAUGGUGGCCGUAAGUACAAACCUUUCUCAUCUGGGUUUGAUCGUUUCAACUUUUACCUCCAGAGUUUUUAGGACUUUCUUGAUAGAAAAAAAAACCCUUGAAUUCUGUUUCAUAUUUUAUUUUAUUUUUUUAAUUUCUUUCAAAGUGACAGCGGUUGAUGUUGUUUUCUGUUUUUGCUGAAAUCUCACAGUGCUUCCGUCUGUCUGGCAUCUAUGAAUGAAUGAACGGAUGAAUGAACGGAUGAUCAGUAGGUUGUUGAAGCAAAACUGACAUUUGUUUUAUCAAACAGUCACAGUUUAAACAUGAUGCGCUGAAUUAAAGCUAUGGUAACUGAACAUA